Columba livia (rock pigeon) is the source of this 1571-nucleotide messenger RNA. It is a transcript of the gene PPP6C, whose product is annotated as protein phosphatase 6 catalytic subunit. Gene Ontology annotation, biological process: G1/S transition of mitotic cell cycle. Gene Ontology annotation, cellular component: cytoplasm. Gene Ontology annotation, molecular function: protein serine/threonine phosphatase activity. The record is from RefSeq and is a predicted model, not a curated record. The transcript has 7 exons. Lineage: Eukaryota; Metazoa; Chordata; Aves; Columbiformes; Columbidae. Bases 85 to 1002 code for a protein of 305 amino acids.
GCUGGCGUCGGCGGCCCGCGCCGCUCCCCGGAAGUCACGGGCCCCGCUUCGGGCCCCGCUUCCGGCCCCGAGCCGCCGCGCAAGAUGGCGCCGCUGGACCUGGACAAGUACGUGGAGAUCGCGCGGCUCUGCAAGUACCUGCCCGAGAACGACCUCAAGCGCCUCUGCGACUACGUGUGCGACCUGCUGCUGGAGGAGUCCAACGUGCAGCCCGUGUCCACGCCCGUCACCGUCUGCGGGGACAUCCACGGGCAGUUCUACGACCUGUGCGAGCUGUUCCGGACGGGCGGGCAGGUCCCCGACACCAACUACAUCUUCAUGGGUGACUUUGUAGACAGAGGUUAUUACAGCCUGGAGACCUUCACUUACCUUCUCGCGCUGAAAGCCAAGUGGCCUGACCGCAUCACGCUGCUACGCGGCAACCACGAGAGCCGGCAGAUCACACAGGUGUACGGAUUUUACGAUGAGUGCCAAACCAAAUACGGAAAUGCGAACGCGUGGAGAUACUGCACCAAAGUGUUCGACAUGCUCACAAUCGCAGCUUUAAUAGACGAGCAGAUUCUCUGUGUGCACGGCGGCCUCUCCCCAGACAUCAAGACACUUGAUCAGAUUCGCACCAUCGAACGUAAUCAGGAAAUUCCUCACAAAGGCGCCUUCUGCGACCUGGUCUGGUCGGACCCCGAGGACGUGGACACGUGGGCGAUCAGCCCGCGAGGCGCGGGCUGGCUCUUCGGCGCCAAGGUCACAAACGAGUUUGUUCACAUCAACAACCUGAAGCUGAUCUGCCGGGCGCACCAGCUGGUUCACGAGGGCUAUAAGUUCAUGUUUGACGAGAAGCUGGUGACGGUCUGGUCCGCUCCCAAUUACUGCUACCGCUGCGGGAACAUCGCCUCAAUCAUGGUCUUCAAAGACGUAAAUACCAGAGAACCAAAGCUGUUCCGCGCGGUCCCCGACUCCGAGCGCGUCAUCCCCCCCCGAACCACCACCCCGUAUUUCCUCUGAGCCCCGCUGUGCCCCCGCCCUCCCCUACAAUAUACUUUUUAUUGAGCACUUUGCUGCUGAAAUGCUGCCUCUUGCCUUUUUUAUUUUUAAAUUAUCUAAGUUUAUUGUGUAUUAUGGUGUCUGUAGCAAGUUUCUUCCCACCCCCCCCACCCUAGAAUGAUUUCAGAGUUAUUUGUACUAUGCCCCUGUAAUUUGUACCCCCGCCCGUAGUCCUCGCGUAGCUCUGGGUUUAGAGAUGUUUUCCGUGUCCCAAUCGUGCCGCACGGGGAGCAGCUCGGUCCCGGUGUGACAUUCAGCUUUUUUGGUAAGUUUUAAGGAAUUUCAGCAGCAAAGUUCCCGCCGGGCGCGCGGUGCCCCGAGCUGUGUCCCUGUCCCCCCCCCACCCCCCCCGGCUGGCGCCUCGUCCCUGGUUGUAGGUGCAGAAAUAAAGUGGCCAGAGGGGCCGAGUGUGUGUCCCCCCCCCCAACCUUUUUGUUUUAUGAGGAUUCCGGUAAAAAAAAAAAACAACACGAAAACCUGCUACAGCGAUCGGAUUUGUAUAUUAAAAUAAUUGUUCUGAUUUUUUCAGA